This is a messenger RNA of Ictalurus punctatus (channel catfish), 460 nucleotides long. RefSeq names its product ribosomal protein L35a (gene rpl35a). The record is from RefSeq and is marked provisional. Gene Ontology annotation, molecular function: structural constituent of ribosome. Gene Ontology annotation, biological process: ribosomal large subunit biogenesis; cytoplasmic translation. Lineage: Eukaryota; Metazoa; Chordata; Actinopteri; Siluriformes; Ictaluridae. Gene Ontology annotation, cellular component: ribosome; cytosolic large ribosomal subunit.
CUUUAUUGCUGUAUCCAGCAGAUAUCCAUUGGGCUGGUAACCAGAUUAAAAGACUUAACAAUGCCUGGAAGGUUGUGGUGCAAGGCAAUCUUUGCUGGAUAUAAGCGUGGCUUGAGGAACCAACGUGAGCAUACAGCACUGCUAAAGGUAGAGGGAGUCUACAGCCGUAAUGAAGUGGACUUCUACCUGGGGAAACGCUGUGCCUAUGUCUACAAGGCAAAGAAAACUACAGUGACCCCAGGUGGGAAACCCAAUAAGACCCGUGUUAUCUGGGGUAAAGUCACACGUGCUCACGGUAACAGUGGUAUGGUGCGUGCCAAGUUCACAAGCAACCUGCCACCCAAAGCCAUCGGGCACAGAAUACGCGUGAUGCUGUACCCCUCCCGUGUCUAAUGAAUAUUUUUGGAAGUACAUUAAUUAUAAUUAUACUUAAUGCUAAUUAAAUAUAAUUAUAAUUAGU